AUGCAGUUAUGGAGACUAAACAAAGUCCUCGUUGGAUUUGGUGACAAAUCGCACGAAACGGCCACCUACCAAAUUUGCCGAUGGCCCCCCCGAAAGCUUGACGACAUUCAUUUUGUGUCCGGCUACAACAUAACGCUUUGCGUUCGACUAGAGGCGAGCGAGUUGGAGACUAGGCGACGGAAGACGUACCCCCUCACCGAUCUGUUCCAGCUUUCACAGACAAAUCGACAGGUUUCAUUCGAUGACCUCGCAACAUUGCCUCGAAAAUUGUGGAAAAGGGUGAAGUAUCCUGAGGUGUAUCGCACGUAUCCACAAGACGUUCCACUGAAGCAAAUCGUCGAGGCCGUAAAUGCAGGCCUUCCCGUCACUGACAUGCCUGAGUACAAUUUUCCCAUCCGCAUUCUUCAAACCAGCACGACGGUCUGUACAAACCACACCCAACACGACCUUGUCAUCGUGGUGAAAAGUGGAAUUCUCGGAUGGGAUGCCAGAACGGCGUUUCGUGCCUUCAUGCAACGCGAGAGAGCCCGCAGUCCAAAGCUCAAGGUAGGAGUCGUCUUCAGUCUCGGAUUGCCACGCAAACACGGUGGCAGAUUCUUCAAUCGCUAUGGCAAUAUCAUAAGCCUACCUGGAAUCAGCGGUGACCUGCUCGAGGUCUUCGAAGGCUACGAGGAUUAUGUUAUGGAUCGCAUUAAAAUGGAAAUCGAGGAAAAUGGCGACAUAGUGCUGGCCGACUACGAGGACACGUAUUACAACCUGACGUGGAAGACCGUCACGAACCUGCGAUGGCUGUCGGCAUUCUGCAACAAAUACCACGGUAACACGUUCAUGAUUAUCGACGACGAUCACCGCAUGAAUUUGACCAUGGUGGCGAGGAUGCUUGACAGUGUUUCGAAGGAAACAUUGAGAAAGUCUAUUUUCGGCUUCAUCGCCAAAUUUGACCUCGCGUAUAGAUCUCCAAUGAAGAAGUGGUUUCUAUCCUACCAUGAAUUUCCGUGGGAUUUGAUGUACCAGUAUCCACGUGGGUUUUCACAAUUCAUAGGAGCCGACAUCGUCGACGACAUGGCCAUCGCGAGUGCAUACACGCGGUACAAUUAUGCACCGGAGGAUGUGUAUCUCGGGAUGGUAGCAUUUAAACUGGGCAUCGACCUGCACCAUGUGAACUCAAUGUAUGACCACAGGGAAUAUGAACUGAGGAACAACGGGACGAGACCCGCAAUGGUGGCAUUGAGCAAGUAUUUCGAACGUGCCCGCAGACGGUAG
Messenger RNA from Mesocestoides corti, 1263 nucleotides. NCBI's taxonomy places the organism in Eukaryota, Metazoa, Platyhelminthes, Cestoda, Cyclophyllidea, Mesocestoididae. The record is from the annotation of a GenBank genome assembly.